Arabidopsis thaliana (thale cress) is the source of this 360-nucleotide messenger RNA. Its product is annotated as ECA1 gametogenesis related family protein. NCBI's taxonomy places the organism in Eukaryota, Viridiplantae, Streptophyta, Magnoliopsida, Brassicales, Brassicaceae. The coding region runs from base 1 to 360 and encodes 119 amino acids. The record is from RefSeq and is marked reviewed. Gene Ontology annotation, cellular component: extracellular region. The transcript has a single exon.
AUGUCUAUCAAAAAUGUGUUUUCCCUUCUAUAUGUUCUAUGUAUCAUAGUUUCUGUAAAUGCUCAAUUGCCUCAGUUUCCAGCUCAACUUCCUUUUCCGUUUCCGUUCCAACUGAUUUCUGGAUUACCUGAUAUAACAAAAUGUUGGUCAUCCGUGAUGGAUAUUCCUGGAUGCAUUGCAGAGAUUUCUCAAUCCAUUUUCACUGGAAAGUUCGGUAAUUUAGGUCCGGCUUGUUGCAAAGCAUUUUUGGAUGCCAAAGUUAAUUGCAUACCGAAAAUUCCAUUCAUUCCGUUAUUCCCUCCGAUGCUAAAGGAACAAUGUUCAAGAGUUGCCGGUGCAACUCCUCCCAUACCAAAAUAG